This is a messenger RNA of Brassica rapa (field mustard), 5938 nucleotides long. RefSeq names its product proline-rich extensin-like protein EPR1. The record is from RefSeq and is a predicted model, not a curated record. NCBI's taxonomy places the organism in Eukaryota, Viridiplantae, Streptophyta, Magnoliopsida, Brassicales, Brassicaceae.
AUGGAUCCAAAAUAUUCACCAACAGCCUUAGCUCUCUUCUUUGCACUCACCAUCUUCCUCUCAGGCCACACUGAAGCCAAUAGACCAACUCGCCCCCGUGCACCUCCACCUCCACCACCAAAGCCAAGAGCGGCACCAACUUCUCCUCCUCGUGCAUCACCAGUUUCUCCGCCAAGAAUGCCACCAACCUCUCUUCCGCGUACACCACCAAUGUCUCCACCGAGGAGUGUACCAACGGUUCCUCCACAAACACAACCAGUGUUUCCAACAAGAAUACCACCAAAUUCUCCUCCUCGUGGAACACCAGUGUCUCCCCCAACGAUCCCGUCACGAACACCUCUUGUGUCUCCGUCAAGAACACCACCAAUGUCUCCUCCACGUGCAUCACCAGUGUCCCCGCCAAAAACACCACCAACCUCUCCUCCAAGUACAUCACCAGUGUCUCCGCCAAAAAGUUCACCAACAGCUGCUCCACAAACACCAUCAAUGUCUCCACCAAAAAUACCACCAACCUCUCCUCCACGUGCACCACCAGUGUCUCCGCCUAGGAGUCCGCCGAUGAUUUCUCCACUAGCACCACCUGUUUCUCCGCCAAAAACGUCACCAACCUCUUCUCCACGUUUACCACCAGCGUCUCCACCAAAAAAUUCACCAAUGAUUCCUCCACAAACACCACCUGUUUCGCCACCAAGAACUCCAUCAACCUCUCCUCUGAGUGCACCACCCGUGUAUCCGCCAAGGAACCCGCCAACAAUUCCACCAGUAUCUCUUCCAAGAAUACCACCAGUGUCUCUUCCACCAGUUUCGCUUCCACCCGUGUCUCUUCCAAGAACACCACCAGUGUCUCUUCCAAAUAUACCACCAGUGUCUCUUCCACCAGUGUCUCUUCCAAGAAUACCACCUGUGUCUCUUCCACCUGUGUCUCUUCCAAGAUUACCACCAAUGUCUCUUCCACCAGUCUCUCUUCCACCGGUGUCUCUUCCAAGAAUACCACCAGUAUCUCUUCCAAAAAUACCACCAGUGUCUCUUCCACCUGUGUCUCUUCCAAGAGCACCACCAGUAUCUCUUCCACCAGUGUCUCUUCCAAGAACACCACCAGUAUCUCUUCCACCCGUGUCUCUUCCAAGAAUACCACCAGUGUCUCUUCCACCUGUGUCUCUUCCAAGAACACCACCAAUAUCUCUUCCACCAGUGUCUCUUCCAAGAACACCACCAAUAUCUCUUCCACCAAUUUCUAUUCCAAGAUUACCACCAGUGUCUCUUCCACCAGUAUCUCUUCCAAAAAUACCACCAGUGUCUCUUCCACCAGUGUCUCUUCCAAGAAUAUCACCAGUCUCUCUUCCACUAGUGCCUCUUCCAAAAAUACCACCAGUCUCUCUUCCACCAGUGUCUCUUCCAAGAACACCACCAAUGUCUCCGCCAAGUACACCACCGAUGUCUCCGCCAAGAAUACCACCAACAAUUUCUCCACAAACACCACCGACCUCUCCUCCACGAUCACCACCCAUGUCACCGCCUAGGAUUCCACCAACGGUUUCUCCACAAACACCUCCAUUGUCUCCACCUAUAACACCAUCAACAGCUCCUCCGCGAGCACCACCUAUGUCUCCUCCAAGAACACCACCAACCUCUCCGCCGCUUGCACCACUGAUGUCUCCGUCAGGAAGCCCACCAACAUUUCCUCCAAAGGCACCACCUAUGUCUCCACCAGAAGCACCACCAACCUCUCCUACGCUUGUACCACCUGUGUCUCCACCAAGACGUCCACCAACAGCUCCUCCACAAACAUCAUCAAUGUCUCCGCCAAGAAUUUCACCAACUUCUACUCCACGGGCACCACCGGUCUCUCCACCAGAACUUCCACCAGCUGUUCCUCCACAAAGAGUACCACCAGUGUCUCCACCAACUUCUCCACCACGUGCACCACCGGUACCUUUGCCAAGGUCCCCGCCACCACCUCCACCUUCUCUGCUUGGAAUAUGCCCCCGUAGGAUUGGCCCCCAAUUAAGAAUAUGUGAAAAUAUCCUAAGUAUUAUGGAUCGUAUUAUAGGAAUUGGAAGUGUGCAGGCAUGUUGUUCUAUCCUCCGUAACCUGUCUGAUGCUGAUGCACUUGCUUGCUUGUGUGAGUCAGCUAGAGCACCACGUGGAAGUCUCCCUCCUAAUAUCAGCACACUCUUCAGGAAUUGUGGCCGCGGUUCCAGUACUCCUCCAGGCUUCACUUGCCCAUGACCACUUCCUUUUGCCACCCAGUAACUAAAAGUAUACUCAAUAUACACUCAAACCGUUACUCUCCUGUUCUCAUAUAACUUGAGCUUUGUAACUUUUAUACUUUAUUCCGAUAAUGAAAUAAAAAAGUCUAUAAAGAUUAUACUGGCUUACCAUUGUGUAAUUAUAUUUGUUUCUUAAACAUACGAAACCUUCGGAGUUCAUGGAUAGCGCUCCGAACUUUUUUAUCGAACAACUUGAUACACACGUAAACGUCUCAAACAAAAUGCAUGCAGAAUCUAACGAACUUUUUUUAUCGAACAACAAGAAUCUGUAACCUUUCGGGAAAAAAAGACCGUAAACUCGGCGUCUCCUAUAUUUCUUGAUAUUAACCUUUUCUGUUCCUAUAAAUAAAUAGAGUCAAAUUCAAAUUAGUGUAGAUUCUGAUUUUUUGUUAUGAACUGAUUAUUUAACAAUUUUGUGAACAGAAAAACAUAAUGUUUAACCGGUUGGAUGACGACACACAUAUUAUAAACUACAUCCAGUAAAUUAAUAAAAAAUGCAUACAUCCAUGACCUUAGAUUUAAACCGUGCGCACAUGGGUUACUUAUCAUAUAAAAUCACUUAAGAAGUUAUAUUGUUAGAACUGAUCUUGCGUGAAAGAAUCUCAAAAUAAUAUAUUGCAAGAAGGGUUCCUACCUAAGUAUCCAUUUAAUCUGUAGGGAGAUGAAAAAGGCGUGCGAUAGAGCGGAGGUCAGAGGCAUUACAAGUCCAUACCAAAAGGAUCCCGCUGCAUACUUAACUUUGGCUGCUGCCUCGCUGAUAAAGAACGAUGGCAUGGGCAGCGGAAAAACUCUGUUGACAGGUUCAUUCGUGGAUGAGAUAUUCGAUCCAAAUCCACAAAAUAAAAAAAUAAUUAAAAUAAACUAAUAUAUUAAAUAAAAUAAAAUAUAUUAAUUUUAUAAACAUCUUAAAUCCAUUUUGUUGUAGAUCUAAUACUAAAAAAGUUCUAAGGUAAUCUGCCUUUUUCUAUUGUCCAAACCAAUAAAAAAGAGGUUUUAGAGUAGCUAAUAUUUCGUUGAACAGAAAAAAAAAAAGAGUAGCAGCUUCAGGGAGGACGUCCACGUCAGCUUGAAAAAUCAUCCAAUAGAAAAAUUGCUUUUUGCCACAUCACACAUGGAUUCGGGUAUUAUUGGAUUUUUUUACGAGCCCGCAUGUUAAUCUGAAUGGUCGAGGAAUCCCAUUUCCUUUUGCUCUUCCUCUUAUUCAUUUCCAAUAUGAGUUAUUCAACGACCUCAACUGAGUUUUCCUUAUCUGUGUCCUUAGGUUUUCCUAGACGACCACCGUCUCUUGAAAGUCCAGCCGGUAACACCCUUGAGCGACUUCAAUUGAUACUGUUACCGCUGUAAAUCAUUGCACUGAAUCGGAGCUCCCGCUACUUAGUCUUCAAUUCUAUAUCAACAUCUUCUACGGUACUAAAAGGUUGUAUAUAUAUAGAUCCACAAAGAGUUGUUUCUAUUUUAUUGUCCUUCUUGCUUUUCGUAGCUUAUUAUCUCUCUAACACGCCGGUUUUAACUAUGACUAUUCCACAGGUUCUUUCCGGUGAUUUGAAGGCAGGCCGGUGUCAUAAAACUGUUGUCACCCGUGUUUUGUGUUUCUGGGAAGCAAGAAAUGUUAAGAAGGGAGGUGAUCUUAUGGGUGUGUACUUGACUUUAUAUUUAUUUUGUUUCGAGUCUAGAAAUAGAACUAAGUUUUACCCUUGCUGCAGAGGUAGCCCAGAUACAUAACAUGUGUUCUUAUAUAUUAGGAUCACAUACUCAGAACUCAUAUGCUGAGGAAGCCCAUGAGAGAUCACAGCCACGAUGAGAUGAGUUAGUGGGUAGAACCUUCACUUUUCAGCUGACUCUAUCUGAGUUCAACUUCACAUUAGAGCUCAAUCAUUCACCAUCUCCCGCAUAUUUGAUAAACAUCAGCAGCCGCAACUCCCAAGCUUUGCAGAACAAGUAGGCACACAUCUAGACAGAAACAAACCUAAGCAGAACAAAUCUUUUCUGCUGUUUAAUAUUUGUCAUUUUUUUGCUAAGGAGGUGGUAACCACCGUAGUGACGACAUGCCUGGAGCCGGAUUGGUCUCAACUAAUCCAUCUGAUAGGAUGAUCCGUGAUGCCUCAGAUAAAACAACUGCUGAGUGAUAGUCUUAGGGUUGUUGAAGGAAGUAAGGCUGAUCCACCUCUAGCCACAGGUGCAGCUGUUUCAGUUGGAUACACGACUCAAGGAUCCACCCACGGAGGAUGUGUGUGAAAGGAAGAAGCCAUGCAUUUCUUAGCUUGAGAACAUAAGAAGGACCUUAGCUCAAACUUGAUUGCCUCACCUCUAUUGUUUCCCUGUUUAUUCUACAGUUUAAAUAUUUUAAUCUCCAAUAUAUUUUCUAAUGCAAACCUGUUUCAGGAUUUUAUUUUAUCCUUGGUUUUUUUGUUGCUGUUAAGACUAGGAAACACAUUUGGUGUUUUGUUGAUAAAUAAAAUUUGUUGGAAUAUGGUUGUGUUAAUGAUAAAUUUAAGCUUCAAGAAUAGCAUACAGUUAACGAUCAUAUGGCAUCGUCGUUUUCAUAUCAUCUUUCUCAGGGACUUCAUACAUUAGAUCAUGCCAGUUCUUUUUUCACUUUUACACUACUAUAAGAUCUUCAUUAUAACGAAGCAGAGAAACAUACAUAUAAGUAUAAACCUCUAAAGUAAUCCGUGAAGAUUAAUAACCAUAUUCUAGUUUCCUACUAAAUAUCUCAAGAACUUCAUCAUCAUCUGAAGUUUAUCAAAUCUGGAACAUUUUAACUGUCUGCUUGCGAAACCUAUAGAAACAGAUUGAUUAGCAUUUUGGUUGCCUCACAUCUCGAAAGUCUUACUGUAGAUACCUUUUGUUGGUUUGUUUUGAUUUAGUUUGGUGUGCUUCUGGAUUUUGUACAUAUAUAGUGCAUCAUCAAUUUCAUGCAAUGAGUUCAUGUUGGAACAGCAAAAGAUUCACAAUGUAAAAAAUACAUUUUCAUGGAACUGCAAGUGAAUAUAUUUGUAAACAUAAUAAAUAUACAUAAACCAACAUAAUAAAUAUAUAUAUAUAUAUAUAUAUAUAUAUGAAUAUGAAUAUUUAUAUAAUUAUUGUAUAGUCAAGUCAAAAUAAGUUUUGCUCUCGCUUAUGAGACAUCACUUUUUAUGAUAUAGUCUAUUUUAAAUAAUUUAUAUCUGUUUUUUACUGCCAAAAUAUGCAAAGUAUACUUCAUAUUUUUUCUUCUCUAAGUUAUGAGACAUCACUUUCGAUGAUAUUGGUCUAUUCUAAAUAAUUUAUAUAUGUUUUUCAGAAACUAUAUUCUGCCAAAAUAUGCAAAACAUGUUUUAUAUUCUUUGGUCUAGAUUAUAAACAUACCGAAGUAUAUAUAUCACUUAAAUCUCUGAUUAUAUUUUUAAAUAAUAUUCAUUUGGUUUAUGACCCAUUAGAGAUUUAAAGCAACAACAAAAAUUCACUUUUUUAAUUUUGUAAAGAUAAUAUUGAGUUAAAUGAGAUACUACAAUCCAAAUUCAUGUAUCUAAUCUAUUUCCACAAUGUAAAACGUAAUAUCCAAUUAUUACAAAGUAUUUUGAAGCACUAAAUAUUAAUAUAAAAUACUUAUAUAUAGAAGGCUAAUAUAUUUUCACAAAAUUAUUAAUAUACAUUCUUAUUUAUUAUACUUAAUUUUUCUAAAGUGC